Laccaria bicolor S238N-H82 is the source of this 768-nucleotide messenger RNA. RefSeq names its product 20S proteasome subunit. Gene Ontology annotation, biological process: ubiquitin-dependent protein catabolic process. The coding region runs from base 1 to 768 and encodes 255 amino acids. Gene Ontology annotation, cellular component: proteasome core complex, alpha-subunit complex; nucleus; proteasome core complex. NCBI's taxonomy places the organism in Eukaryota, Fungi, Basidiomycota, Agaricomycetes, Agaricales, Hydnangiaceae. The transcript is spliced from 8 exons. The record is from RefSeq and is a predicted model, not a curated record.
AUGGCCAGGCGAUAUGAUAGCCGAACAACCAUCUUCUCACCAGAAGGUCGGCUAUACCAAAUCGAAUAUGCAAUGGAAGCCAUCUCGCACGCCGGUACCGUCCUCGGUGUCCUAGCAAAAGACGGGGUAGUUCUCGCAGCUGAGAAGAAAGUAACAGGAAAACUGCUUGAUCUGUCUAGUGCGAAAGAUGGGGGGUACGGUGGGAGUGGAGAGAAGAUUUAUUUGCUCAAUUCGAACGUGAUAGGCGGUGUAGCAGGCCUAACGGCUGAUGCGAACUCACUCAUCAAUUUCGCGAGGACGGCGGCGCAGAGUCAUUUGUUGACGUACAAUGAGGACAUCCCAGUUGAGUUGCUCGCGCAAAGGCUAUGUGAUAUGAAGCAGGGGUAUACUCAGUUCGGUGGUCUCCGCCCAUUCGGCGUCUCCCUGCUCUACGCAGGCUAUGAUCCGCAUUACCACUUCCAGCUCUACCACUCCGACCCGUCGGGUAACUACUCAGGCUGGAAAGCAACCUGCAUCGGCGCGAACAACGGCACGGCGCAGAGCCUGCUCAAGCAGGAGUAUAAAGACGACAUUGAGGUGAAGGACGCCAUUGGCCUGGUGUUAAGGACGAUGAGCAAAACGAUGGAUAGUACGACGCUGGGCAGCGAGAAGUUGGAGUUUGCAGUGUUGACGUUGGAUGAGGUGACGAAGCAGCCCAAGGCGAAGAUAUACAAGCCUGCGGAGAUCAAUGCGCUGUUGCUUGCGGAGGGGUUGGAGAUGAAAGCUUGA